GUUAAGCAUUCAGCGGCCAGCGUCUGUCCUGGUCCUCCCAGCGGAAAGUCUGACCACACUCAAUCAUGACGACUUAUAGCAACAAAGGAGAGAAGCCUGAGAAAGGCCGAUUCCUCCACUUCCACUCCGUGACCUUCUGGGUUGGCAACGCCAAGCAGGCUGCGUCAUUCUACUGCAAUAAGCUGGGCUUUGAACCUCUAGCCUACAAGGGCCUGGAGACGGGUUCCCGGGAGGUGGUCAGCUACGUGAUCAAGCAAGGGAAGAUUAUUUUUGUCUUCUCCUCCGCCCUCAACCCUUGGAACAAAGAGAUGGGCGAUCACCUGGUGAAACACGGCGACGGAGUGAAGGACAUCGCCUUCGAGGUGGAAGAUUGUGACUACAUCGUGCAGAAAGCCCGGGAACGGGGCGCCAAAAUCGUGCGGGAGCCCUGGGUCGAGCAGGAUAAGUUUGGGAAGGUGAAGUUCGCUGUGCUGCAGACGUAUGGGGACACUACACACACCCUGGUGGAGAAGAUGAGCUACGCCGGCCGCUUCUUGCCUGGAUUCGAGGCCCCAGCAUUCAGGGACCCGCUACUCUCCAAGCUGCCCAACUGCAGUCUUGAGAUAAUCGAUCACGUCGUGGGAAACCAACCUGAUCAUGAGAUGGAGUCGGCCUCAGAAUGGUACCUGAAGAACCUGCAGUUCCACCGUUUCUGGUCUGUGGAUGACACGCAGGUGCACACAGAAUACAGCUCUCUGCGUUCCAUUGUGGUGGCCAAUUACGAGGAGUCCAUCAAGAUGCCCAUUAAUGAGCCAGCGCCGGGCAGGAAGAAGUCUCAGAUCCAGGAAUACGUGGACUAUAACGGAGGCGCUGGGGUCCAGCACAUUGCUCUCAAGACCCAUGACAUCAUCACAGCGAUUCGCCACUUGAGAGAGAGAGGCAUGGAGUUCUUGGCUGUUCCGUCCUCGUACUACAGACAACUGCAGGAGAAGCUCAAGUCGGCCAAGAUCCGGGUGAAGGAAAGCAUCGAUGUCCUGGAGGAGCUGAAAAUCCUGGUGGACUACGAUGAGAAGGGCUACCUGCUGCAGAUCUUCACGAAGCCCAUGCAGGACCGGCCCACGCUCUUCCUGGAAGUCAUCCAGCGCCACAACCACCAGGGUUUUGGAGCCGGCAACUUCAACGCACUGUUCAAGGCUUUCGAGGAGGAACAGGAUUUGCGGGGCAACCUCACCGACAUGCAGACCAACAACCUGGUGCCGGGCAAGUAGGCCCCGCCGGGCCCCGCACGGUGGGCCACGCCCCCUAGUCCUGGAACACGCCCACCCACAGGCCCGGACGAGCAAGCCCUCCUUACUGGCCACUCCCUUUAGACCCCGCCCACCAGCCGGCUCCGCGGCCUCCCAAGGCUCCGCCCACCCCCACCCCUGACCACGCCCCCAAGCUGGGCCCUCCCUGCUCCCGCCCUCUAGAAUAAAGCAUACCGGGGUGCUG
Equus quagga is the source of this 1470-nucleotide messenger RNA. It is a transcript of the gene HPD, whose product is annotated as 4-hydroxyphenylpyruvate dioxygenase. The transcript is spliced from 14 exons. Bases 66 to 1247 code for a protein of 393 amino acids. Gene Ontology annotation, cellular component: Golgi membrane; endoplasmic reticulum membrane. Gene Ontology annotation, molecular function: 4-hydroxyphenylpyruvate dioxygenase activity. The record is from RefSeq and is a predicted model, not a curated record. Lineage: Eukaryota; Metazoa; Chordata; Mammalia; Perissodactyla; Equidae. Gene Ontology annotation, biological process: L-tyrosine catabolic process.